Messenger RNA from Prunus avium (sweet cherry), 537 nucleotides. The record is from RefSeq and is a predicted model, not a curated record. NCBI's taxonomy places the organism in Eukaryota, Viridiplantae, Streptophyta, Magnoliopsida, Rosales, Rosaceae.
UUGAUUUCAGGCAAUUAGAGCAGUGACACUGAGUGAUAUGCACUGCGACAUCAUCCAGCUUGGGGAAGUAAGUGGGCUUGGCUCAAAAUUUGGUAUCACGCGGAGACAAUAUUCGGUGUGGCUGGGACGCCUCACGCAUUACUUACAUAUACUUGGAGGAGUGGAAGAAUUGGAUAUCUUUUUUCGCGCAACUCUUACAAGCUAUUCCGAAUAUGAAUAUCAUAAAGACAUCAUUGCCGUUAUAGGUUCACCUCUCGGAUUACAAGAAAUCAGGAAGAUCGUGGUAGAUGUCAUUGUUCAUGACGUGGAUCCUUCUCCCCGUGUGAAUGCGAUUUUAACGAGUUCUCAAGCAAUGAAGGAUCUUAAGGAUUUCUAUUUAUGAAGAAUCUCCAGGAUUUUGGAGUUAUCUAGAAUAUAUUGUUGCUUUUGAUUCGAGUGACGAAGAAUGUCAUGGAGUUAUAGUCUCGUUUUAAAUGGAACAAUUUUAGCACUAUGUUGCAAAUAUUAGCCAGCCUACACUAGUGUAAUCAAAACUAU